Molecule: messenger RNA, 4163 nt
Organism: Propithecus coquereli (Coquerel's sifaka)
Lineage: Eukaryota; Metazoa; Chordata; Mammalia; Primates; Indriidae
Exons: 4
Coding region: 727-1119 (130 amino acids)
Source: RefSeq, a predicted model, not a curated record
CUGAUUAUGCAUGGGCUGGAGCUGCCUCCUCUAACCUGUUCUUCUCGGAGCCGGGCAGCCGGCGGUCCUCAGCCGCCCACAGAACAGGAGCCGAAACAACCGUUCCCGAAGGCUACAGCGUUUAUUUUUCUCUUUUGGGGGGUUUUGGCGGUUGUUUCAGGGGCUCGCCAACUGGCCCCUUUAAUUAAAAGCUUCAAUAAAAGGCGAUCGCGCCAGGAAUGCACCCGCUCCAGAUAGCGCAGGAUUUGCAUAUUUUUUUAAUGCCCUAAUUUCCUUGAUGUAUGUAAAUGUAGCCGGACGUAGAGGGAGACAGGGAGCUGACGUCAAUGGACGUGACCUCGCAGCUAAACCUUGAACGUGAAGCCGGGAUGGGGGAAAACACGGAGCGGCAGCCGGCGGAGCCCAAGAGCGCGGGCGGCGGCGGCGGCGGCGGCGGCGGCGGCUGAGCUCAGGGCGGAGGUGCCAAAGGGGCCAGUGCUGCCCCGGGGGAGGACAAGCCGCUGCCUUCUUUCUGCACCACGCGGCUUCCACCCUCGCUAGCCUUCCGGCUGCACACUCGGACUCUUGUCCUGCGCCUCCAGCCCCACCAAAUACACGUUCUUUUGCUUCCCUCAGAAAAGCAACACACCCCAAAACAACAAACCAAAACCAACAGAUAAGCCAAAUCGAAUCCCCAAAUGUUUUAGGCCAAUGCUCGGGUAGCUUAUCAGAAAGAAGACUCUGACAAUGGAACAUAAUUUUUUUUUUUUUUGGCUUCUUUCCACAAGAAGAGGAGGGGGAGACCACAGACAACAGCAAAUCACUCCUAAAACACAACUACACGUGUUCCCUGUAGGGAGAGGUAAAUCGCCCAGCCGACUGGUGGGAGCUUCUCAUUUCGACGCCAAAAGGAGCCUGUUUGUGUGCUGCGGCCGCGCUGUGACUCUGGAUCUUGUCUUCUGGCCAGCGCUUCGAUUCCUGCCCAGCUGGAUUUGGGUGGCAACACUGCCUGGCGCAGGGCGAUCAAAUGAGACUGCAAAGAAGCAUAAAAUGAAUAGACAAUCCAACCAACUAAAGACCGGGGGCAGCAGCAGGCCAGCAAGACGGCAUCUUCUCCUCCCCAGCCUAGAAGCCCUGUGAAAUCGAGGAUCUUCCCCCUAAAACACACAUACACAAGAUAUGUGCAAUCAAGCUGCCACCGCUUGGUAAAAAGCUCAUGGUGCCUAACCCAAAAGGAUCAGGAGCAGAUCCUUGAAUCAGCUGUCACUUCUAUAGAAUGGGAUUUUUUUUUCCUUCCUCCUUAACCUGCGCUGGAAAUUGCCGUUGGCUUUAUACAUCUCUAUAGAGGGAGGCUAAAGAGUCUUGCGUGAGAAUGAAGCAAUUUACAAUGCAAAUAGAGGCCUGUGAAGGGACGGAUGCUGCUGCUCACUCCUAACAGCUUGCUGCACCUUAAUAGCUGGUUUUAUUUUCUGAUAUUAAUAGAUGAAUCGUUGGCUAACGCUGCCGGAGAUUACUUGCUGAAAGGAAAAAAAAAGUUCGGAAUAAACUCUGAAGGCAACAGAUCUCGUUUGGAUGUUUUAGCUGCACACACACAAACAGAAACCAGGUCAUAUUUGCAUAAAAGGAGGAAUCUUAAAUGCGGCAAGUAUCCUGGACGACUAUUCGGUACUGCCCGAAAGGAUCGGGAUCUGGAGUCUGGCAAGAGGAAGACAGAGGCAUGUGAGGGAAGCGAGUUGUUAUCUUUGGUUAUCUAGCUGUAUGAGUGUAUUGGUCUUCAUAAAGCUAGAUAACCGAAAGUAAAAACUCCUUCAAGAUCGCCGGGGAGCGUGUGAGAAUGAAAGACUACAGCCAAGAGACAGUAAAAACAAAGGUCAGGAAUACUUAUUGAAUCUAACUUUUUGUUUUGCUUUUUCCUUAUGAUUAAAGAUGGAUGAGAGAAAAUUAAGUGCACACAUACCCUGAAAUAUAAAGGUGCCAUAUAUCUUGAGAGGGGUUGUUAUAGCUGCAAAUGAGAAUUGUAUAGUGCUAAUGAGUAAAGAUGCAUGUGCAAUUUGUUCUCUUUUAAGGUAAAAGUUUAUAUGUCAGGGAUUUUUUUUUUCUUAGAAAGCUGUUGUGGAGAUGUCUGGUACCUAGUUUAGAAAUGAUUCCAUAAUACGUAGACUUGGGCAGUUCCUUUCUGAGGCCCCCAUCUCUCAAAAUUUGAAGAUUGAGCUUGGAAAAUACUUUUCAUGUAUUUGGGCUGUAUGUCAAAUUAUAUGAAAUUAGAGUUUUUAAAAAAGUUUAUACUGGAAAGUUAAUAAUGUAUAUCUACUGAGGACUUAGAGCUAGCAGAGAAAAUGGAAAAAAAAAAAAAAAAGCAAAGGCUGAUUUUUAUUCUUCUAUUCAAAAUACAAGGACAGAUGCUUCUCUGUUCCAAGAGGGUUUCCUUGAGGAAGCUACUGAAGCAGAAAGACAUGAUGGAGACGAGAUCGCCUCCCCUCUUGUCAAAGUGUUAAAAAAAUGUUCUGUCUUACUCUGCGCCUAGCAUUGGAAAUGAAAGUGACAUUUACGCCACAACCCACGUGUGCGCCUCCUCUCUUUUUGUUUAAGGAUGAUCAGGUCUAUCCAGGAAACAGCUCUGGCAUCCCAAACUGAAAUAAUUAGGACGUAUAUAGACCUGACAAAAAUGGAAAGGGGGUGGGGAAUCUGAGGGUCUGUCUUGCCUAAUUGAUUCCGCUAAACGGAAUGCAGGAGAUGUGAACGGCAGGACGCUCCGAUUCCCACGCUCGGGGGCAAGUGGUAAAGCGGGGCCCGGCAGCCUAUGACAGACAGCCCUGUUGGGGGGUGGGGGUAUGAAAAAAACAUCAAGUGCACACACCAUACUCAUCUCCAUCGCUUAAGAAAGUAAAGGCAUUUCCCACCCACAGCCAUCUGCAGCUUCCCAAAUGGCAACACCAACUGGUCUGUAGCUGCUGCAUACUGUCUGCUUCUGUUAAUUUUUUAACCCGUGUUUAAUUUGGCUAUAAUUAAGUUUGGCUUUCUUCUUUGGUUGAGAUUUUCAAUAUUCAAGGAAAGCUAGUAGAAAGCAAUUGCAAAAAAUCCCAUGACUGCCUGCCCCUCACGUCAAAUUCUCAGUCUGUACUUAUGGCCUUGUGACCCUCUUUUGGCUUUUGUUUUGAGUGGGUUGUGUUUUAAAAUAGUUAUCUCUAUAUUACAGUCAUUAUUAUGACUUCAUCAGGUUGUUUACAUCUUAACGUGAUACAUCUAGGAACUUGGCCUAAUUAUGCUGAUAGAUGCACACUGGAAGUAAAACUAUAAAGUCAUUAACUUAGAAAAUUGAUUGCAAUAACAAUAUGAUAAAAGGUGAUAGGGAAUAAUCUCAGCUAGAUGGUUCUAAACAGUCAUUUUUAAAGUCUAAAAAUAAUUAUGUCUAGCAGAAACUUUGGAGGUCCCCCAUUGUAAUCCUUUCCUAAAAGUCCUUAGGUUUUUCCACAAGUCACCAAACAAACAUUUGUGUAGGCAUUUACACAUAAAUACAGCCACUGCAAUAAGAAAAUGUCCAAAAUGGCCUGUUAUCUUCCACAUGGCCUAGAUUAUUGACAAUCCCAAAUAUACAGUUUUUCUUCAAAAGCAGUACAUUUUCCUUUGUAGCUUCAACUCCUUGUAAGACUUCAGACUGAGAAGCCUGUAAAACCACUGUUAGUUUCAGUUAGAAACUCUGAGAGACUUUAUUAACCUAAAUUCUCAAUUUGGCUGCUGAACACGUGCCAAAGUUUUACUACUGUAGUGACCGUUGAGAAGACCCUUGUUUAUUUACAUUUGAAGCACUGUUUGUGCAAACAACCUUUCAUUGUUAAGUGCCUGUAUUCCUUUCAUUUACUUCGUGUCCAGGGGUGCUAUUUACCUAGAACCAUUGUCUACUACAAUUAACAUUUACAUUACAAAGUGUGUGGUUUUCUUUCUCAAGGAGGUUCAAUUAAGGCAAUAAGAUGUUUGCUGGGGAAACCUAUUGUUUACUGAAAGCACUCAAUGGAGUCAAAUUACUGAAGCUUUUGCCUACAUCUUGGUCUUUUAUGUAAAUAUGUUAAAUAUAACAUCUAAGGAAAAUAAACAAUAUUAUAAUUAUGUGUUUGCCAUUGUCAUAUCAAACUUGCUUUGUAUCAUACUAAUGUUACAUAACUUAUCGAUCAAUAAAAAUACAUUUC